Molecule: messenger RNA, 5340 nt
Organism: Leucoraja erinaceus (little skate)
Lineage: Eukaryota; Metazoa; Chordata; Chondrichthyes; Rajiformes; Rajidae
Product: nuclear receptor coactivator 7-like
Exons: 17
Coding region: 687-3422 (911 amino acids)
Biological process (GO): response to oxidative stress; regulation of transcription by RNA polymerase II
Cellular component (GO): nucleus
Source: RefSeq, a predicted model, not a curated record
ACAGAGUGCAAUGAAAGCUAAGAUAAAGUAGAAUAGUUUCUUCUCCCUAUUUGUUGUCCACUCAUCGUUCGUUUAAAAUGCUCAGCGCUGAAGGGAGGCUUGUUAGUCUUUGUUGCGUUGUGCUUUACUGCCAGAUCACAUAUUUAAUGUUGAUGUAUAGGACGGGUGUUUAUUCGCGUCAUCAGCAUGCUUUCCCUGACGGACACGCCAAUUUGGGAAGAGGAAAAUAAUGUGAGUAAAGAGGGAGAUUGCUGCAGCGACCGAUCGCCUUGAAGGAGCAGAGCAGAGCGAGCGGGCGGACAGACACUACAUUGCCGGCUGACACGGGGCUGGAACCUUGGCCUUGUUCCUGGCAUUGUUGCGUCGCAGGCGCGCAGGCGCAGUGCCGGAUAAACAGGCGGGGAGCGGCGGCACUGCGGCGGCUCCAGUAACGGUCCCUGCGGGUGCCCGCGGGCAGCACCAGCCGGAGCACAGUCCAGUCCAGCACAGUCCAGUCCAGCACAGUCCAGUCCAGCACAGCCCAGCACAGCUCAACCCAGCCCAGCCCAGCUCAGCCCAGCCCAGCUCAGCUCAGCUCACAGGCCCAGCCUCGAAUUUUCUACGUGGAUGACAAGAAACCUGGAAACUAACGUGACUUAGCGACGUAGCACGGAAGAAGAUUAAAAUCGUCAUUAUUAUAUCUAACCAUGGAAACUAAAGAGUUGAGAAAAGAGAGAAGGCCAGGUUAUUUUGCCAGUCGGGUUUUCGUAGCAUAUGGUUCUUCACCUUGGCUCCUAACAAUCUGUAUAGGUUCCAAAGCCUUCAAAACAUUCAUUCCGAUAAGUAGAUCAACACUAGAAUCUAUUUCAGAUAUCUUGACAUCCUUCAGGUUAAAAAGAACAAAGCAGCUAAAACAAAAAGAAGCAGAACCUUCAAGUUGUAAUACUGAAAAUCCAUUGCCUAAAAUAGAAAUACAACCUGGUGAAAAUGACUCGAAAGAAAAUCUCAGUGUAUCUUCACAACAUAUGGUUGACGAUGAAAAGCUUAAAGAUAUUUCAGAAAAUUCUUUGAAAAAAGGAGAUAAUACUGCAGACAAUAAAAGCAAACCCGUUCAAAGGAAAGAAAUCCGACGUGCGGAACUGAAGAGCUUUUACCUGUCUGGUGAUGGACGGAUGAACAGGAAUAAAGAAAAGAAAAUGGUUACUCAGAAGCCAUUUGGAACCAUAGAAUAUAUGGCUGGGUCCCAAGACACCAUGAACACCAUAGCUUUGAAAUUCAAUGUUACUCCAAAUGAACUUGUGCAGAUGAACAAACUUUACAGUCGUGUUGUUGUUCCUGGUCAGACUUUGUAUGUUCCAGAUUCACCACCUGUUGUGGCAGCAAUUUCCCCAGUCUGUGGAAGCCUGCUGACUCCUCCCUCAUCAGAUACAGAGUAUGGUAAACUUCCAGAUGCAGAUCGUCCAAGAAAAGUAACUGCUCGGAAUUUCCUCUCCUCAUCAGUGCAUUCACAACCUAUUGUGAGAGUAACAUCAUCUGGUUCAGAAGAUGAUGAACCACUUACAGAAAAGUUUUUGAAAAUGAAUUGCAGAUACAUCACAGAUGGCGAGGGAGUUGUUGGAGGAGUUAUGAUUGUCACUCCAAAUAAUAUAAUGUUUGAUCCACAUAAAUCCGAUUCCCUUGUAAUUGAAAAUGGAUGUGAGGAAUACGGACUCAUUUGUCCCAUGGAAGAAGUCAUAUCCAUUGCCUUAUACCAUGAUAUCUCACACAUGAAGAUUAAAGAUGCUCUUCCAUCUGAUGUACCAAAGGAUCUCUCUCCCCUGUAUAGGCCUGGAGAUUGGGAUGAUCUAUCAGCUGAAAAGGAUCUAAAUCCAUUUAAUCGUUUCAAGGCCAUGAGUAAAAAUCGACAGGUGAAGGAUCAUGAUUCUUCAGAAAACUAUUAUCCUCUCCACAAAAGUAUGGAAGAUACAUCUGAUGAAUUGUUUACUGAACUUGCAUCAUCCCCGGUAAAAGAGGAAAGUGCUGCAGAAUUUGCAAAUGGUAUUUAUAGAGAUGUAGUUGAAGGAAAGUCAGAAGUGGCUGCAACUCGCUCUAUCUUGAAAAGCCAUGGUUAUUACAAGGAUGUUUCCACUACUGAGGAGGAAGCUACAGAUAUGUCUGAUGCUGUGGAGUGUAUGAAACAUGCCUCACUUGUGAAAAAUUAUGAGACCAAUGACCAACAAACUAUACCUGAAAAAACGUUACUGGGACCCACCUCAGAAAUGUGUAUUCAUUCUUCUGAAAGUCCAUCUUUAAUAUUUGGUGUUCCUUCAGAUCAUGAUAUUUCUGGGGACAGUGAAAUUACCUUCAACAGUGAUAUAACAGCAAAGGGAACGUACCUAGAAAAUUACAUGAGCAAAGGGAGCAAGGUUCCCACAAUGCAGGAUUUUCCAUCUGAUAUUGGUCCAGACACGAGUACAAAAUCAUCUUUGAAUGAAGAUAAUGAAGAAGCUGGCUGUCAAUCAGAAAUUCAAGCAUUCUUUAACAAACUUAAAGGACCAAUUGAAGACAUGCUUCCAUCAAAGGAAGAGAAGAGCAAGAAACCACCUAUGUUCCUUUGCAUUAAACUUGGGAAACCUAUGAGAAAGUCAUUUGUGUCAUAUAGCAUGACGACAAUACACCAAUAUGUGAAGAGGGAGAAGCAGCUGGAAUAUUGGUUUGCAGUUCCACAAGAAAGGGUAGAUCAUCUCUAUGCAUUCUUUGUUCACUGGUCACCUGAAGUAUAUGGGAAAGAUGCGAAAGAUCAGGGUUUUAUGGUGGUGAAAAAGGAUGAACUGGAAGUGAUUGACAAUUUCUUCAGUGACCCAGUUUCUAAAAGUUGGGAGAUCAUUACUAUUGAAGAAGCAAAACGACGCCAGAGCAUUGAAAGUUGUUAUGAAGAUAUAGAAGAUCUUCAGCCUGUACUUACAGACCCUAGUGAGCUAUUGGAGAGUUUCCACAUUGAAAAGCUUAUGCUGCAUCUUCCUGCUAGGACACAGGGGUAUGCUUGGCGCCUUAUGUACAGCACAGCUGUCCACGGAACAAGCCUAAGAACACUUUAUCGCAGUUUGACUGUUAUUGAUGCUCCUGUUCUCCUUGUUGUCAAAGAUAUGGAUAAUCAGAUAUUUGGAGCUUUGGCAUCACACCCUUUCAGAUUAAGUGACCAUUGUUUUGGUACAGGAGAAACCUUUCUAUAUACAUUCAAUCCACAGUUCAAGAUAUUUCGGUGGAGUGGAGAAAACUCGUAUUUCAUUAAAGGAGAUAAAGACUCAUUAGAACUAGGUGGAGGCAGUGGCCAUUUUGGCUUGUGGUUAGAUGCAGAUUUAUAUCAUGGACGAAGCAAUCCAUGCAGUACGUUUAACAACGAAACACUAUCAAAAAAAGAAGACUUCAUUGUGCAAGAUCUUGAAGUGUGGACUUUUGUAUAAGUUUGCCUGGUUCACCUUGGUUUUGCUGUCCAAUCCACUGCUAGCUGCCUUAUCUUAUGUCCAGUGCUCACAAUGUACUGUAAAUGAGCAUGUUUCAAAUGCUUAAGCUACACUUCUAAACACAAGCUACAAAGGAGAUUGCCGGGCACAGCUCUCCAGAGAGAUGAUUCCUUUCCAUUCUGUAGACUACAUCGAACCACCAUAUGCUAAGGGAAACCAGUUAAGUUGGUGAACUUUUUGCCGCACAAAUAUGUAUGGUUGAAAAUGGAGUGCAAAAGAAUCUUCAUGUUAUGACAGCUCAUUCUAAAUGCUGUGUGCUAGCCAACAAAUGGCUGACAAUAAACUGUGAGUACAGCCAAAUCUACGUGCAAGGCAGUGCUUUCCAAAUUAAGGGGAUAGUUAAUAUUUAAGCAUUUAGUGACAACAAUGCAUGUUGAAGGCACAAUUUUUCAAUGGUCAUCUGAUUUUUAAAAAAAAUCGUUUUUAUCACAUUACUUAAAGUCCAACUGGAAUAUUUAAUAUCCUCUAAGAAUGUAUGAUGGUGUUCCAGUAACUGGAACAAUAUUAUUGAAGAAUAAUAGUCCUGGGAGAAAGAAUUGCAAUUAUGCCAGGAACAAAAUGCUAUAGUACAAUACUUUAACUUUUAUUUUUGGUUACAUUGAAUGUUGUAUCCUUUCAUUUAGGAAUGGUUUUGUAUCAGUGCAGGCACUGAACGCAAUAUUUCAAAUUUGUUUACAGUUAGCAAAAUUAUUAUGUAUUAUUUUUAUUUGCAUAUGAAUUUUUGCAUUCAUUUGAACAUUCCAAUGUCUUAAGAGAACAAAGGGAACCUAAAUGCACAUUAAGAAUAUCAGAGCACUUUGAAAGUGUAGUUUUUGGCACCAAAUACAAUUUGUGUGUGUAAACUUCAUUUUUAAAAUAUUAACUGAUGUUCAUUUUGCAUACCAGUAUGCAAAAAUGUACUUUAAUUUUUUGAUUAAUAUGUUAAAUUAUUCAGCAUAUUAUAUAAGAACUUCAGGAAAAUGUAAAAACUUUAAAUAUGUUAGAUGUUUUUCCUCUCCUGGAGCAGAUAGUUGAAAUAUUGAUGGAAACUGCAUAAUUUUUUUUUGAGGUGCUACUUCUACUUUUGAUCACUAAAUUCAAGAACCAGAAUUAAAGAACAUACAAAGUAACAUAUUUCCAUAAUGUUUUUUUCAUACAUGCUUUUUGUGGUACAGUUUAAAAAAUAUCUGACGAGAACUAAACAUUUCCAUUUUUUAAGUUUAGCAUUUGAUAUGUUAAAUAAUAGCUUAAAUAAUAUUGUGUUUAAUAAACAAUACCUGUAUUGUCAGAACAAUCAAAAUUGUGAGUGUCAUUAAGAACAAAAGUCCUUCAGUAAAUUGAAUGAAUCUGUAUAAUUAAAGAGCAUUGUGGAAUAGAUGUUUCCAUUGGGAUAAAAUAAACUGAUAAUAUCUAGUUGCUGAGUAGAAUAUAGUACUUUUUAAUCUGUGCUAUUAAAACCUAUUGUCCUUGGCUUACAAAAUAGUAGGCAGUUUUGAAUGAAUGAUGUUUCAAACCAGUGGGAGCCCCAUUUUGAGCUGCUUCUUGCUGAUGUUUUUUUUUUGUGGAGCAAUAGCAUCAUCACACAGGAGUAUUUUCAGUUCAGACAGAAACCUAUUUUGAUCUUCUGCAUGUGGGAGAGGGAGCUGGUUACUAUACAACUUUGGUCCACACAUAAGUAUGCCGAUAUUACACACAUUUUGGAAAUGAGGUACAAUCCCACCGAGGUUUAGUGGUUUGGUUGUCGUGAGCGGUACCAACAUUCUGGCAGGCAGAAUGCUACACGGGUGGGUUUAAACUAAAUUGGCAAGGGGGUGGGAUCUCAUACAGGACAGAGACAGGUGAGAGGUUAGUAGUUGGUAUAGAGGGUGGUGAGAGAAAA